Molecule: messenger RNA, 2252 nt
Organism: Ceratitis capitata (Mediterranean fruit fly)
Lineage: Eukaryota; Metazoa; Arthropoda; Insecta; Diptera; Tephritidae
Product: zinc finger CCHC domain-containing protein 8 homolog
Exons: 3
Coding region: 58-2013 (651 amino acids)
Cellular component (GO): catalytic step 2 spliceosome
Molecular function (GO): RNA binding; zinc ion binding
Source: RefSeq, a predicted model, not a curated record
UUUGGUCACGUUCGGUUGGGAAAGCAAAAGAUAAUAUUUUGUGUAUUUUUAUUCAUAAUGGAUUCAAGUGCUGAAAUAAUUAAAUUGGAUAGUGAUAUUGAAGAUACAUAUGAAAAUAUACCUAAUACAUCCACAGUAGAUUUAACCUCAGACAAUAGCAUAAAUGAAAUCGCUGAUAUACAGUUGCCGGCUGCUGUCGAGUUGACGGACAUGGGUGCUGUUGGAAACGAUAUCGAAGAAGGUGAAGUAGAAGAAGCGCAGGAAGCCGAGGAAUUAUAUGAAGCAACAACAAGUAAACAAAUACCAGCAUUUGAAAUCAGAUUUUCAAAUGAUAAUAUAUUUAAAGAAUAUGGCCAUAGUAUUUUGGCUUCACUUGACACAGCACUCAAUGCCGCUAUGGACAAGACAAUGUUUAAAUUUAACAUAUUGGAUGGCCAAGAAGAUGAAAAUAUUACCGUAAAUAGUUGUAUAAAGGCAUAUAUUGUACCACGAAAAGAUGCCGAUAAUACAGUGUUGGAGGUUAGCGAUUGCGAGGAAGCUAUUGUGAACACUAUGAAAGAGCCGAUUCGCUGUAAAUCCCCUGAACGCGAAGAGUCACCUGAUUUAGAUUUAACUUCACUCUUUACAAUUGACACAUCAGGCUCGAAAAAACUAGACACACAAUGUGUACCUUCCUAUAAACGUACUAUUAAAGAUGUUUUGGAUGAAGAUUCAUCUGCCAGUAAGCGACGUAAAUUGGACAAAGAAGAAGAUGAUUGCCCCCGAGUACGUACAACGUCAGCUUGUUUUAAUUGUGGUGUAACUGGACAUUCGUUACGUGAAUGCCCGAAACCACGCAACAAUGCGCGUAUUAACCGUGCGAAGCUGGCGCGAAAGCAGGAGAGAUAUCAUAUUGAUAUUGAGCAAAGAUUUGGACACUUACGACCGGGCAAAAUAAGUGAUAAACUACAAUCAGCCUUGGGUUUAAAACGAGGCGAACUACCAUUCUUCUUCUAUCGUAUGAGGAAAUUAGGUUACCCGCCCGGUUGGUUGGAAGAAGCAAAAGUAAUAAACUCGGGCAUAUCGCUAAUCAAUUCUGAUGGAAGUGCGGUGAUAGGUUCUGAUGAAGAGAACUCCCAAGACAGUGAUGAACAAAAAUAUGAUAUUUCUAAAAUAGUUGACUUUCCCGGUUAUAAUGUUGAUCCCGGACCAAACUUUUAUGAUGACUAUAAACACCACAAUGUACCACCAUUAUCACGACAUCAUCGAAGAGAGGAGUUUAUCAAAAUGUUGGGUAACAACGUCAUAAAAGGCUACAAGCAUAAGCGGCUUAAAAACCUGCCACAAACCACGAAUGUCACUGAAAUUAAAACUAGUAUACUGGACAGCGCUGAUAUGGAAAUUGAAGAUGAUGUAGAUAUUGACAGUAAUGUUGUAUUUACUCGCCCACCACCACCACCAGAGCCAGCCGGCAAUGCUAAACCUCCUCCACCACCACCACCACCAACGUCGCCACCGCCAACAGUUUCUUCACUCACUGAGCAUUUAAAUGUCGAAAAUUCCAAUUCAAAUGAACGUAGCUGCUCACCAACAUUAGAUGAUUUAGAGGAACGCAAACAAAAGUUACUUGCCGAAUUAAAAUGUGGCUUAAGUGAUGCUGAUACAACGCAAAGUAGCAUAAACGAUGAAUCAAUCACACUUGAAACUAGUACAAAUGAGGUGAAUACAGAGGAUGCGCCGAAACUGCCGAACACGAACGAAACGACGGAAGUGAGUGUGCCAGUAACACCAACAUCAAAUGGCGCCACCCGAGCUAUAGAUGUUAUUAAAGAAUCACAUAUGGGCACGCCUGUAUUGCAAUUUUCACCUUAUGAAAAACUACCAAUUGGUGAUAAUUUCAAAGUUGGUGUUAGCGAUGUUAUAAAUUUUGAAAAUCUGCCAGACUCCACUGGGAAAUAUGAGCAAAUGAAAGAGGUCAUUAAGAAAGUACGCAACAUCAUUACUAAAUUACACAAUGAAGAUGAUGACGAUUGAUGUGCAGUUUACGGUGGGGCUAUGCCUGACAUGUUUAGCAUUAUUUAAUUAAUUCUAUAAAAUUUGCAUUUUUGCGUUUUUUUCUUUGGCAUGGUUGCGUGUACGUGUGUUUGUAGCUAAUUUUAAUUAACUUGUAAUCAGACAAUACAUAAUUGCAAAACUAUACAAUUUUAUUGUACGUAAAAGUACAAAAGUAAAGAAUCUUAUUUAUGUAUAUAUACAUACGAGUGUAAUUAUUU